Molecule: messenger RNA, 344 nt
Organism: Ambispora leptoticha
Lineage: Eukaryota; Fungi; Glomeromycota; Glomeromycetes; Archaeosporales; Ambisporaceae
Source: the annotation of a GenBank genome assembly
AUGAAUCAAGGAUUAAAAACUAAAAUCAAAGAAUUUACUAAAAAAUAUUUUGCUUAUAGUCAAAAUGACAAAAGCAUAUCAGACAAAGUUAAGCAAGAAUUAGAAAAAUUAGGAGCUUUUAAGCCUUUUUAUUCGGAUAGUGAGAAUAUAAGGUCUAUCCGUUUAACUAAUAUGCUAAAUUCUGAUCAGGAGGAAAUUAAGAAGAUUGUUUUAAAAGAAGUUCAAAAGCAUUUUUUAGUAAAUAAUCCUGAACAACUAAACUCUUUACUAACUGAAAUUAAAACUUAUCAGCGAAAUUUAGAAGACAGAAUGCGAAAAAUGAAAGAAGCGAGAGAAAGGAAAAA